Messenger RNA from Venustampulla echinocandica, 1170 nucleotides. RefSeq lists its product as uncharacterized. The record is from RefSeq and is a predicted model, not a curated record. Lineage: Eukaryota; Fungi; Ascomycota; Leotiomycetes; Helotiales; Pleuroascaceae. Bases 1 to 1170 code for a protein of 389 amino acids. The transcript has a single exon.
AUGAGGUUCUCCAUCCUCGCUGCCGUUGCGCUUUCCUCUCUAGUAGCUGCAUACGACCCGGCUAAUUGUGCUCCUGCUCCUCCCUCCACCAUUUAUCAAACGAUCUAUGAAACGAUAACGGUGGAUAGCCCUCAACAGCUCGCUCCUGCCCCGACUCCUGCCCCAAAUCCGAAUUACAAUCUUGUCCCUUAUAUUCCUCCAUACAUCACGACAAAAUAUGGAUACGUCACAUCCUGCGAUUAUGGCGUCUCUUACACUACAGUUUGGGUCUACCCUGUUGGGCAUGGAAGCCACGAUUGCACCGUUGCGGUUUUCCAGAAGAAUAUCAUAGUGACUAUCAACAUCGUGGCUAUCAACAUAGUUGUGAACAACUACGGAGAGACGGUGACUGUUACAAUUACGAAGACAGAGGUGCCUACCUACACCCCGUUACCACCACCACCUCCACCUACUACUAUUAUAUCAACAUACACCAGCUCCUCGACCACGUUGUCAUCUUCAACCUCCUCAUCAUCCAGCACGGAGGUGAGUAGUAGUUCGUCAUCUUCGAGCUCCACGGGAUCCUCCAGCAGCAGCAAGUCUUCUUCAUCCUCUAGCUCCACUGGAUCCUCCUCUAGCAGCAAGAGUUCUUCAUCCUCAAGCUCAACAGGAUCAUCGUCGUCGAGUAGCAAAACCUCUUCGUCCUCUUCAAGCUCAACGGGAUCUUCUAGCAGCAAAAGCUCAUCAACUUCCACAAACCCAACCUCGUCCUCCUCGAGCACAAAGAGCUCCUCUACAAGCCCAACUUCGUCCUCUUCGAGCCCAAAGGGCUCCUCUACAAGCCCAACUCCAUCCUCUUCGAGCCCAAAGGGCUCCUCUACAAGCCCAACUCCAUCCUCUUCCGUUAGCAAGGGGGGCUGGACCUAUUCCUUACCUGGACCAUCCAGUAUCAACAUCCAGCCGUCUCCUUCUGCGCCACCGUCUAUCUCUCCACCAGUGCCCCAGGUCUCACCGAGCACCAAAAAAGCCGCCGCAGACCCUGCCCCGACUCAAAAAGCUGCCGCAGACCCUGCCCCGUCUCAAAAAGCUGCCGCAGAACCUGCCCCGUCUAAAAAAGCCGCCGCAGAACCUGCCUCGUCUGCAGCCGCAGGCCCCAACCACCGCGUUAGGGCCGCAGAAUGGCGAGCAUGA